Messenger RNA from Toxorhynchites rutilus septentrionalis, 4100 nucleotides. RefSeq lists its product as uncharacterized. Bases 127 to 4002 code for a protein of 1291 amino acids. Gene Ontology annotation, cellular component: ribonucleoprotein complex. The record is from RefSeq and is a predicted model, not a curated record. Gene Ontology annotation, molecular function: RNA binding. The transcript is spliced from 13 exons. NCBI's taxonomy places the organism in Eukaryota, Metazoa, Arthropoda, Insecta, Diptera, Culicidae.
UCUGUCAUUCAUGCAUUUAUCCUUCAAAAUAAGACCUACAGUGAAAACCGAUUUUGUUUAAUAGUUUCGCUUCUCGUAGAAAAAAAAGCUAUUUGUACUGUUUAGGCAGCAAACCUAACGUUGCCGAUGUCUAGAAUAAUAACACAAGAAGACGGUGCAGUGGGCUACUCAUCCGAACAAGACGAUGAAGAUGACUCCGAGCGGGAUGUUAUCAUUACGGCUGAACCGAACGAAAUUUACGUUGGCAAUACGGGCGCUGUUGCUGCGUCUAAAUUGUACACCCAUUUUAGAGCCCAUGGGUACAUUACGGAUAUGAACAUAUGGCGCACUCACAAUCACUUAUAUCACGCACGAAUUGUCUACAAAGGCAAAAAUGGAGCGCAAAAGGCGAUAGAGAGUACUAAUGGCAAAAUUUAUAAUGGAAAGCGCCUCCGGGUUUCGCUCGUAAUCGAACGGAUCCAGCUGGAAUAUCCCGCGGUAAUUCGAAUUGAUGAUCUAUGCGCCGAAUGUUCCGAAGAGGAUAUCUAUGAACAUUUCGAAUCCUGCGGAGCAAUAAAAUUUGUCAUCAAAACGGGUUGUGCAGCAUAUAUUCAGUUUGCAGCAGUCUCUGGGGCUUACCAAGCGCUAGGGGUAGAGAAAAUUUUAAUGGGUGAUCCCUAUAUAAUCUCUAGAGUCGGUCCGGAUGAUAGAGUGGAUCAUGUACAGGUGAUAGAAAACAUGAAGGAUAUCAAAUACAGGAAACCUUUUGUGAUGGUGGAAAAUUAUCCUGAACUGGACCCAGAUACACCCCUCAAGAAAUACAAAGCUGAAUUCGAGAGAGUAGGCCCUGUGCGCCAUUUCAAAAUCGCGCCUACCCCCAAUGGAACGGUGACUUUGGCUUUGUGCACAGAAAGAAACGACGACAGGGAUUUGUUUAUCGAUAGAUUUGAUAAUACAAUGGUGCGCGGUAAAACCUUGAAACUGUACAUGGCACCGGGUAAGGCUAGAAUGACUAUUGAUCAUGCUGCCAAAUAUGCCCUAUCCAAAACGUCGAUUGUUGUGUCCGGAUUUCCCCCAUAUUACAAAGAUUACGACGUCUGCAAAGUCUUCAGAAGGUGUGGAGAGAUAAAUUUUCUCGAGCGAUUCGACGAGAAAUGGAUGAUUUGUUUCGAAAGUCAAGCAGCUGUUCCUCUGGCACACUAUUAUCGAUUUAUGAUAAAUAGAGAAACAUUGGUUAUAAAGAAAUUGAUGCCAGCCACAAUGCCCGGUAAAACCAAGAUCAAACUGAGAGACUAUGAAACACAUGUUGAGCCGACGACUAGGACACAUUUUGAACCGGCCUUCACGACCACCAAAACCAAGAUUAUAUCUGAAGCGGAAAAACACAUAGAUUCAUUGUUCAAGAAGAACGAAGCUGCAGUCAAUAAAGUAAUAUCGAAGCGCGUUGCUUCUGAUGAAGCUCCAAAAGAUGGCACGUCAUCCUCUACCACGAAACCAGAUGGCCAGCCCAGCGCAUUCAUAGAGUUGUCCGAUGAAGAAUCGGAAACACCACCCGCGUCUGAAACACAACCGGAAAGUACUCACCCAAUGAAAAACCGAGGUAUCUUCAUCGGGAACCUGCCGAAAUGCGUCGAGGAGAAAGAUAUUCGACAACUCUUCCCCGGGAAGGAGAUCCAAGAGAUCGUAGUGCACUGCAGCCGGGACUCAUAUCAUCCCACAGCGGCAGCGUAUGUGGCGUUUGCACACAGACCCGAUAUGUUUGAAGCUGAAAAACGUAACCAUAUUAUAUUCCGCGGCAAACGAAUCAUGGUUAAGGGCGCGUACAGCUAUGAGUUUUUCGCUUCGGGAAGAAGCCUGAUGUUGAAAAAUUUGGAUAUGAAUACCGACGAACUGGUCGUCAUGAAAGAGGUCCAAAAAGUAAUGGGUAAGGGUACGGUUGAGGACGUCCAUAAACCGGCGCAUCAUUAUGCGUAUGUGGAUCUCAAGGAAGAUGUACCGCUCAACAUUGCAGUGAUUAAGCUGAGGCAGGCUUUUACUCGUUUUAAAAUCGACGUAUAUCCGCUACAGAAAUCCAUACCGAAAAGAUGGAUACUACCAAAGCCCCGCAAUACGAAAUCAAUCGAGGAUAUGCGCAAAUAUGCUGGUUUGAAAGAUCCAAGUCAGAUCAAAUUGACUGACGAAAGAUUUGGUCCCGAUAAAGCCAAUCAAUUGUUUGUUGGCAACAUUCCCCGGGACUCGCAGGCCGAGGAUUUAAUUCAGUAUUUCAACAACUACGGAACGGUAAUCGAUUACAAACCAAUCGAAGAGAAAAGUUGUUAUUUGCGAAAAUCGGUUUUUCUGAGUUUCAUUGACGCGAAACAUGCUGAGAACGCGUAUCGCCAGCUGAACCACUACUUCGAGGGCAGCCUGCUGUGUAUACAUCGGAUGGAUGCUGUUCCCUUACAGUUCGAGAAGGAUGCAUCGGUUCUCAGUGUCAAAUUCCAUAGUCCGUUUCUUACGUGCGACGAAAUAUAUCACGUUUUGUCACAGAAUGUGGUCGUCACCUACGGUAUGCGAUUCGAUGCAUAUGAUGAACGAGCCAAUUUGAUCGUGGUAUAUCAGAGAAAAGGAAGGAGGGAUCCGCUCGAGAGUAUUCGGAAUAUCAAAUUCAUAAAUGAUGAAGCAGUGCUUUUCGUUGGUGGGCUAGAUUUGACCCACCCGAAUCCUGACGAAGCGCGGGAACCCCGGAACAUAUCUAACUCCAACUUCCGAAGCCAGAAGGAGAAAUAUCUCAGCUAUGUUAUAUACAAGGAGAAUCUCAAGGACGAUAUGGACCUCCGUACACAGCCAAAUCAUGAAAAUGACGUCCCGUUCGAUUCGUUCGAUAACUACAAUUCAGUGCAAAUCAACAACGUUUCGCCGGAUACAACGAUGGAGGAAAUUCGAGAUUUGUUUUGGAAAUGUGGCAAUGUGGUAGACUAUCGGGCAAUACUGUUGCAAGAAGGCGCAAGCAAGAUCUGCUGGGUUAAAUUCGACGUGGACUUGGCCGCAGAUCUGGCCUGUACGUACAACCAACGCAUGCUCAACGGAAAACGCAUUUUGGUGCACUUGGCAAAAGAAUGUCCACACGUCGAACGAGAUCGUUCCGUCAUGGUCGAACGUCUUUCGCCCCAUUUCAGUACGGAACAAAUCUACGAUGAGCUUAGUCAAAUCGGAACAGUAAAGUACGUACAAAAGCAGACACCGAAUGCCGCAGUUGUAUGUUUCAAACACAAGGACUGUUUGAUAGACGCUCUCCACCUUACACGAAUGUCUCACUCGUCUGUCGUCGUAAAUCCUUGCUGUCGAGGUUACGAUGCCAGGUUCUUCAACAAUUUCACCGUCAAAGAGGAAUUCAUCAGUGACGACCUCAUUAAAUCCGUGCUAAAGCCACGAAUCCUGCCAGAAUUCCACCAAUCAGAGUUAGAAGUACCGUCCUUCGAUAGCCUAACGGUGGAUGUUAAGGCUCAACUAAUUGAGGAUGUGUUUAUGACACGACAGAAUAUAGCUAAUUUUAAUAACAUGACCAAGAUCGAGCAGAUAACCGAACUGAACAAAAACCCCGAUUUCGCAGGCAAAGCACACUUCACACGGUUGUCCACAAGUGAGCAGGCAAAGCUGUUGGAGAUAACAGAAACAUUGGAACGAGAAGCCAGGAAUCAGUCUAAACAUCCACCACCCGUGAAACAGGCCCGUUUGAGUACUGAACCAACAGCUAGCAAUGGAAACGGUCAGAGCAGUGGAUCGUCGGAAUAUGCAGCAAAUUCUUUUCCAUCAACCGGAGGGUUAGAUUGUCCACCUGACCGUCCUCCAUGGUCUAGAGACCGCCCCCAAAUGUUCCAUUCCAUGUUCCCAGAGCAGGGUCCAUCACACCGGAAUAACAUGAUGCAUCCUGCCCGCAAUAACUUGAGUGGUCAAUGGGAGCAGCAAAUGGCAUCGAUGUCAUACAACAACAGUCGACGACGGGGACACCCUAGCAACUUUAAUCGAUCAUCGUAUUUCUAAACGGGAAUAGUUUAAGUCAUUUUUCAAAUGUAGUAUUGCAGAAAAUAUGCACAUUGGACUUACAGAUGCAAUAUACAAAUGUUUGUAUCAGAAUCAAA